AUGAAGCGCAUCUUCUCCUGCUCCAGCUCACAGGUGGCGGUGGAGAGAUGGAACCGCCGUGAUCAGAAACUGCUGGAGGCAGUGCAACAAGGGGAUGUGGGACGCGUGGCUGUCCUGGCUUCCAGAAAGUCUGCCCGACCCACCAAGCUAGACUCGAACGGCCAGUCCCCGUUUCAUCUGGCAGCCUCCAGAGGCCUGACAGAAUGUUUGACUAUACUGCUUGCAAAUGGGGCUGACAUCAAUAACAAGAAUGAGGAUGGAAGCACCGCCCUACACUUGGCUACCAUCUCCUGCCAGCCACAAUGUGUGAAGGUUCUGCUCCAGCAUGGUGCCAACGAAGAUGCUGUGGAUGCAGAAAAUCGUAGUCCAUUGCACUGGGCAGCCUCCUCUGGCUGUGCCUCAAGUGUGCUCCUGCUAUGUGACCAUGAAGCUUUUUUGGAUGUCCUAGAUAAUGAUGGACGUACACCCUUGAUGAUUGCCUCACUGGGUGGUCAUGCAGCUAUCUGCUCACAGUUACUGCAGAGAGGUGCCCGAGUUAAUGUCACGGACAAGGAUGACAAAUCGGCUCUUAUCCUGGCCUGUGAGAAAGGCAGCGCUGAAGUGGCUGAAUUGCUUCUGAGUCAUGGAGCUGAUGUGAGAGCAGUGGAUAGUAUGGGGCAUGAUGCCCUGUAUUAUGCUCUCCGAACACAAGACAAGGCACUGUGGAAGCUGCUACAGCAAGCCCUGAACUGGCAGAGAGGAGAUCAGAAGCUAGUUCAACACCCAGAUGUUGCAUCUAAGGCCUCUCCAUCUGAGCCUCAGGUGGGUUCUCUACCUAAGAGUUCUUGGAGAGGAGAGCUCAAGGAGCAGCAGAAAGAAGAGAAUCAUGGAGAUGCAUGCUCAGAGGAAUGGAGGUGGAAAUAUGAAGAGGAGCAGAGGAAAGUUUCUCAGUUGGAGCAGGAGCUGGUACAAAAGACAGAAGAAUGUAAGGCUCAAGCUGCAGCCUACCUGGGCUUGGAGAACAAGAUUCGAGGACAUGUGCAGGAGCUGGGGCUCCUCCUGGCCCAAGAGCUCACAGCUCCAGAAGGGCAGAGUUCUAGUAUGCAUCCUGGAGAAGAUGGCAUGGAGCAGGGUUGUCUCCUGGACCUGCUGGCUGAGCACAUACAAGAGCUAAAGAAGCAGCAGCAGGCAGUAGCCACAGCCACAGCUGCAGCCACAGCCAACCCAGUAUUAGCUUCCAAGAAGAUUGAGGAUUCAGUGUCAGGGGAGAUCUAUUAUGAUGACCAUGCUAGGUCCCAGCCAGAACAGGGGCCACCCCAGAGCCCAAUGUCUGAGAUCAUGGGCAGUGCCACAGGACAGCAACUGAUCACUAACAGUGGACAGCCCUUUGGCCCUGAUCAUACUAACCGGCUGCAUGCUGGCCAGGAGAGUUCACAGGCCCCAGGGGCUGAACCAAUAGACACAGUGGCUCAAUCAGUGGGUACAGCAGCCAUGAACCAGCUCCUGCAACAACUGAGGGAGGAGCUGGCUGCUGUGUGGCGAGAAAAGGAUGCUGCCCUGGGGGCUUUGUCAAGACCUGUUCUAGAGGGAGCUCUGGGGACACCCCGGGUUGAGGCUGCAGCAGCUGCCUGGGAGAAGAUGGAGGCCAGGUUGGAACAGGUGCUGGUGAGGCUGGAUCGGGCAAAGGCAGGACUACAGGGGAAACCUGUGGCCCCUGCUCAGGAGCCCAGAGAAGGAGCACAAAACACAGGCUCAGAAACCAUCACCAAAAAGGAUGAAGGGAGGGAGAAAAGGGCUCCUGGGGCCCAGGUGGAGGCUCUAAUGGCCCCUGCCAGGGAACAGUUGCCUGGAGGAGGACUGGCAAAGGGACCACUGGAGAAGGAGGUGUCAGCACUGAGACAGAGUAACAAUUGCUUGCUAGAGGAGUUGAGGGAUCUGGGGCGGGAGCGGCAGCGGUUGCAAGGGGAGCUGCAGUCCCUGAGCCAGCGAUUGCAGCGGGAGUUCGUGCCCAAGCCUGAGGCUCAGGUCCAGCUCCAGCAGUUGCAGCAGAGUGUGAAGCUGCUGACAGAUGAACUGGCCUUGGAGAAGGAGGCCACCGAGAAGUUGCGGAAGCGCCUGGUCUCCCAGAGCAGUGGCCUCCGAGGGCUUUGGGACUGCCUGCCCCCAGAGUUGGUGGGCAAAGGGGGUGCCUGGGACACAGGUACUGAGUCACUUGAGGAGUUGCGGGCCCACAUCAGCACCCUGGUAGCCAGGCAUCGCGAGGCCCAGCAGACGCUGUCUAGGCUGGAGGAGGAAAACCAGCGGCUGCAGCUGUGGGGACCCUCUGCCCCACAUGGAGAACCAGGCACCUCCUCAAAUGUUCCAGCAUCCCCAGAAGUGGCUGCUUUAGAGCAAGACCUCAGGAAGCUGGAGGAAGAGCUCGGGGCUGUUCAGGCCACAAUGAGUGGGAAGAGCCAGGAGAUCAGGAAGCUGAAGAAGCUGCUCUACCAGGCAACAGAGGAAGUGGCUGAGCUGAGGGCCCGGGAGGCAGCCAGCCUGCGGCAGCAUGAGAAAACUCGGGGCUCGCUGGUGGCCCAGACCCAAGCUUGGGGUCAGGAGCUAAAGGCUCUGCUAGAAAAAUACAACACCGCUUGCGAGGAAAUGGGCCGGCUGCAGGAGUCUGUGGCCAAGGAGCGCCGCAGGAGUGGGGAUCUGGCUGCCAGGGCCACAGAGCAGGAGCGCCAGGCCAGCGAGAUGCGUGGGCGCUCAAAACAGUUUGAGAAAACAGUGGAGCUGCUGAAAGAGAAGAUGGAGCAUCUUUUGGGGACUUGCCAGGACAAGGAGGCCAAGAUCAAGGAAUUGUUGAAGAAGCUGGAACAGCUUUCAGAGGAAGUCCUAGCAGUUCGAGGAGAAAAUACUCGCCUUGUCCUGAAGCUGCAGGAUUCCCAGAAGAACCACGAAGAGAUCAUCUCUACCUAUAGGAACCAUCUGCUGAAUGCUGCUCAGGGCUACAUGGACCAAGAUGUAUACAGUAUCCUAUUGCGAAUCCUCAACAUGCAGGAGGAGUGA
Molecule: messenger RNA, 3027 nt
Organism: Pteronotus mesoamericanus
Lineage: Eukaryota; Metazoa; Chordata; Mammalia; Chiroptera; Mormoopidae
Gene: ANKRD35
Product: ankyrin repeat domain 35
Exons: 13
Coding region: 1-3027 (1008 amino acids)
Molecular function (GO): protein binding
Source: RefSeq, a predicted model, not a curated record